Saccostrea cuccullata (small rock oyster) is the source of this 450-nucleotide messenger RNA. RefSeq lists its product as uncharacterized. Lineage: Eukaryota; Metazoa; Mollusca; Bivalvia; Ostreida; Ostreidae. The transcript is spliced from 3 exons. The coding region runs from base 1 to 450 and encodes 149 amino acids. The record is from RefSeq and is a predicted model, not a curated record.
AUGGCGUCAAACGAGGGAAAGCGUGCAGUUGGAAGACCCCGAAUUUUAACAGAAUCGGCAAGAAAAAGAGCGAAAAAAGAACGAGACAGAGUACAGUUGAGGACAAAGGUAUACUUAGGAGAUCAGUAUGACCGAUGGAUGAGAAAGAAAGAGGAACUAGGUGAAACUCACGCUGGACUGGCGAAGAUGCUGCUUGACAAGUUUUUGACAGACAGUGAAACAGAAUCAGCUGAUCAAUCAACUGGUAGUGCAACAUUUGUAAUGGUGGGGAAAACAGGAAAAGAAAAGUUCUCGACUCCUGUUGGGGAAAAGAGCAAAACAAGAUUCAUUUGCCCCCCAGAUGUUUCUGAAAUUUCUUCAGCUUUGAGUGAGAACACAGAUGUCGAUGUACCUGAACCAAAGAAAACACCCAGCCAUUCAUUGCAAAGCGGAGAAGAAUCUCCGGGGUAA